Nematolebias whitei (Rio pearlfish) is the source of this 3074-nucleotide messenger RNA. Its product is annotated as mitogen-activated protein kinase kinase kinase kinase 3. The record is from RefSeq and is a predicted model, not a curated record. The transcript is spliced from 34 exons. Gene Ontology annotation, biological process: protein phosphorylation. Gene Ontology annotation, molecular function: ATP binding; MAP kinase kinase kinase kinase activity. The coding region runs from base 205 to 2952 and encodes 915 amino acids. Lineage: Eukaryota; Metazoa; Chordata; Actinopteri; Cyprinodontiformes; Rivulidae.
AAAGCCAAAGGCCUGAUGCCUUUUUGUCAACACCAAAAAGAAGGAACAGCAUGACGUCCACUGCGCAUGCUCGGAGCGCAGACGGUGGAAGCCAUGUUGGAGCUACAGUGGAUUCGGGCUGGGAUUUUUGACGCCGUAUGCUUUUCUUAAACUUCCAGUUCUCACAAUUCCUCGGGGUUCGUCAAUCGUACGCGAUUGGAAACAAUGAACGCCAGUGUCGACCUGUCCCGGCGGAAUCCGCAGGAGGAUUUCGAGCUGAUCCAGAGGAUUGGAAGCGGCACGUACGGAGAUGUGUACAAGGCUCGGAAUGUAAACACAGGUGAGCUGGCUGCUAUCAAAGUCAUCAAACUGGAACCGGGUGAGGACUUUGCUGUCGUCCAGCAGGAGAUCUUGAUGAUGAAGGACUGCAAGCACUCUAACAUUGUUGCCUAUUUUGGCAGUUAUCUCCGGAGAGAUAAGUUAUGGAUCAGCAUGGAGUACUGUGGAGGAGGUUCUCUGCAGGAUAUUUAUCAUGUAACUGGGCCUUUGUCAGAGUCUCAGAUAGCGUACAUGUCACGGGAGACCCUGCAGGGUUUAUAUUACCUACACAUUAAAGGCAAAAUGCACAGAGACAUCAAGGGAGCUAACAUCCUCCUGACAGACAAUGGCUAUGUUAAAUUAGCUGAUUUUGGGGUAUCAGCCCAGAUCACAGCAACUCUUGCCAAAAGGAAGUCAUUCAUUGGAACACCUUACUGGAUGGCUCCAGAGGUAGCAGCAGUUGAGAGGAAGGGGGGCUACAAUCAGCUGUGUGAUAUCUGGGCAGUGGGUAUUACUGCAAUAGAGCUGGCAGAACUGCAGCCACCCAUGUUUGACCUGCACCCCAUGAGGGCUCUGUUCUUAAUGACCAAGAGUAACUUUCAGCCUCCGAAGUUGAAAGAUAAAGUCAAAUGGACAAAUAAUUUCCACCAUUUUGUCAAGCUAGCUCUAACCAAGAACACAAAGAAGAGGCCCACAGCGGAGAAACUGCUGCAGCAUCCGUUUGUGUCGCAGCCUCUCAGCAGGACGCUUGCCAUCGAGCUGCUAGACAAAGCCAACAACCCUGACCACAGCACAUUCAACGACUUGGACGAUGACGACCCUGAACCUGAGUCUCCGGUCUCUGUCCCCCAUCGUAUCCGUUCCACAAGCAGGAGCACCAGAGAAGGAAAGACACUGUCCGAGAUUAACUUUGGACAGGUGAAGUUCGAUCCCAUUUUGAGAAAGGAGACAGAACCUCAUCAUGAGCCGUGUGAUUCUGAGCCCUAUCUGGACUGUGUUGAGGAGCUCUACUAUACCGCGAGAUCUAAUCUGGAUUUGCAGUUGGAGUAUGGCCACAAUUCAUCAAAUCUGUUGGGAGAAAAUAAGAGUCUUCUUAAAUCUGUUGAGGAGGAGCUUCAGCAGAGGGGCCAUGUGGCACACUUAGGGGAUGAUGAUGAUGAGGAUGAUGAUGGUGCAGAUGAUGAUGAAACUCACACUCAUAGAUCAAGUACUAUAAAGAGGCCCAAAGACCCACCCCCACUCCCACCUAAGCCGAAGUCCAUCACCUCGUCUAAACAGCAGCCGCCACCUAAACAAGAUGAUGGUCAGUCACACCACGAGGACGACAGUGGAGGAGGUACCAUCAAGCGCUGUCCGGUCCCGGAGACGCCGAGCCCCGCCAAGCCUGCCUCUAAUGUCCCCCCAAGGCCUCCGCCCCCGAAGCUGCCGCCCCACCGCCGCAGUAGCCUAGGUAAUGGGCUGAACUCUCCCCACAAUGGUGAGAGGGAAAGUCCAGGAGAGAGGCAGUCCACCAUGCCCCCUAGUGUCCCCACGCGGAAAGAGAAGAAGGACGUUCCGAAGCCUAUCAGUAAUGGCCUCCCACCAACACCCAAAGUCCAUAUGGGUGCAUGUUUCUCCAAGGUGUUCAACGGCUGUCCACUGAAGAUCCACUGUGCCACUUCAUGGAUCAAUCCUGACACCAGAGAUCAAUAUUUAAUAUUUGGAGCUGAAGAAGGAAUCUACACGUUAAACCUUAAUGAGCUUCAUGAGACAACAAUGGAACAGCUCUUCCCUCGGAGGUGUACGUGGCUUUAUGUCAUGAACAACUGUCUUCUUUCUAUAUCUGGAAAAGCUUCUCAGUUGUACUCCCACAGUCUGAGCGGUCUCUUUGAGCAGGCUCGACAGUUACAGAAGUUACCAGUAGCCAUUCCCACACACAAACUCCCCGAUAAGAUAAUUCCAAGGAAGUUUGCUGUGUCCAAUAAGAUUCCAGAAACUAAAGGGUGCCAAAAGUGCUGCGUUGUCCGUAACCCGUAUACAGGCCAUAAAUACCUGUGUGGAGCCUUCCAGUCUAGUGUCAUGCUGCUGGAGUGGGUGGAGUCCAUGCAGAAGUUUAUGCUCAUUAAGUCCAUUGAUUUCCCUUUGCCAUGUCCACUGGAGGUCUUUGAGAUGUUGGUGGUCCCUGAGCAAACCUACCCUCUCAUCUGCGUAGCGGUCAGCAAAGGAACCGAGCUCAGCCAGGUGGUCCGAUUCUGCACCGUCAACCCCAACGCUACCUCCUCCUGGUUUACGGAGUCAGACACGCCACAGACAUGUGUGAUCCACGUCACUCAGCUGGAGAGAGACACCAUCCUAGUCUGCCUCGACAGAUGUAUAAAGAUAGUGAACCUCCAAGGGCGACUGAAAUCCAGCAGGAAGUUAUCAGCCGAGCUCACCUUCAACUUUCAGAUUGAAUCUAUAGUUUGUCUUCAGGACAGUGUGCUGGCCUUCUGGAGGCACGGCAUGCAGGGAAGGAGUUUUAAGACCAACGAGAUCACUCAAGAAAUCUCUGACAAUACACGAAACUUCAGACUGCUGGGAUCAGACAGAGUGGUGGUGCUGGAGAGCCGGCCAAUAGACAACCCUACGGCCCACAGCAACCUCUACAUCCUGGCGGGACACGAGAACAGCUACUGAGCCCCCAACGUGCAUGUUACUAAGGAAACACCCCGUCGCUCUGCAGACAACGGACGUACGAGCUGGUGGUUCAUCCCAAGCCUGCACAUUUCCCUGGCCAGCCUCCACCUCCUUGUCUGACC